This is a messenger RNA of Penicillium subrubescens, 2580 nucleotides long. RefSeq names its product glucan endo-1,3-beta-D-glucosidase. The record is from RefSeq and is a predicted model, not a curated record. Gene Ontology annotation, molecular function: glucan endo-1,3-beta-D-glucosidase activity; endo-1,3(4)-beta-glucanase activity. The transcript has 5 exons. Gene Ontology annotation, cellular component: cell surface. The coding region runs from base 1 to 2580 and encodes 859 amino acids. NCBI's taxonomy places the organism in Eukaryota, Fungi, Ascomycota, Eurotiomycetes, Eurotiales, Aspergillaceae.
AUGGCUGCUAUAUGGAAAACGACAGCUAUGCUAACAUGGCUUCUUGCUGCAGACUCAGUAAACUGUCUGCCACAGCCAGCAGCCGCUACUGCUGAACAAGUCUUGAAACAAUCAGCAACACAUCCAGAUUCAGCUUUCAAAACUCAGUACCCUCCAUCAAAUCAGCGAAUUGCCAUACCAGCAGCAGAACCAGAUUAUCGAGUUAUCCUCGACAACCGCGGUCACCCAUCACAGCUUCCUUUUCCAACUGUCGACGUUGGUCGCCUCCUGGACGGCAUCGGCGGGUUGCUGUUGCCUCCUUCUACCUCCUUACCAGCUGUACAUCAGCCCACAGACACCACCGACACACCAAACGACAACUCCCCAGAUCCGGCAUCUACUGUUGUUUCAGAUCCGAUUUCCACCAUACCUGUUGGUACAAUGAAUAACCAAAACAUCUUCGAGCCCGUUGCGACUGGCGCAGUUCCCGCCAAUAUCAAGACUCGCCACGACCAUCCGGUUCAAAACAAACAUGCCAAUGCCACCAAUCCAAUUGAGACCAACAAGUUCUACGCUGGUCUCUUCUUGGGCUCGCAAACCAAUUCUAGCUUCACUCAGCCCUACUCUGUCGCCUGGUCGCGAGGAGGUGGAAACCUCAAGAGCUGGGGUAUGAGUGUCUCUCAUGUGGAAGCCAAUGUCCUUGCCUAUGGUCCCAAGAACCCCACGCUUCCUGGAAGUCCAGUCGGUUACUACAUCAACCCAAUCGGUCUUCAGCACGUUAUUCUGUCAGCAUCGGAGCUGGAUGAGUCCAGUGUCUUGAACGUUGAGGAGCCCAAGGCAUUCUCAGCCAACGCUGUCCUCAAGCGAUCGGGCGGUUCCGCUCAGAGCAUCACAUUCCCUAUUGUCCAGGGUAUGGGAUAUGUGACCGGCGUGUACAGUGAUCUGCAGCCCCUCGUUGAGAGCGGCAUUUUCUUCCGCAAGGUUGUCAAUGCCGGAUCCCCCAAGCCUGGUAUCUUCAAGUACCAGCUUUUCCUCGAGGAUGACACCGUCUGGUUGCUUUACGCUACUCCCGAUGAUGGGAAAGACCCUGAGUUCAAACUGGUCACCAGUUCUAGCCUUCGCGGCCCUGCUGGGUUCAGCGGGACCGUUCAAAUCGCCAAGAAUUCCGGCGGCAUUGCGGGUGAGAAGUUCUUUGACAACUCUGCUGGUGUUUAUCCUGUUGAGGGUGCCGUUUCUGGUGCUGUCACCGGCACUGCAGGCACUUAUAGCCUGUCUUGGACCAAGGCUGGUAAAAAUGCUCAGGGCACUCCCCUCAUCAUGUUCGCUUUGCCUCACCAUGUCGAGUCAUUUGAUGUUAGUACUCGUGCUCGCGCCACUGAUAUUCACCUUCGCACUACCACCAAGGGAAAUGCGACUGCUGUUAUUGGAGAGAGCUGGAUUAUGGCUGAGCCAGAUCUGCCGAUGGACAUGGGAUUCGCUCCGUGGUCAGCUACCAAGGGCAAUGUUCACACAUUGUCUGCGGAUGCCCAGCGAGCUAUUGUCCAAAUUGCCCCUGUUGAGCUGCAGCAGGACAUCGAUGGCCAAACCAAUCUGAACAGCAUGUACUACAGCGGCAAGGCCCUGAGUAAGUUUGCGACCUUGGUUUGGACAGUCAGCAACCUAGGCAAUAACCCUGAUGUCGCGCACGCUGCCCUGGUGGAACUCAAGAAGUGCUUUGCUCGCUUUGUGCAGAAUCAGCAGCAGUAUCCACUUGCUUAUGAUUCGGUCUGGAAGGGAGUUGUGUCAACUGCCGGCUAUGAUGGUGACUUGAACGCCGACUUUGGCAACACUGCUUACAACGAUCAUCAUUUCCACUAUGGCUACUUCAUUCAGGCCGCGGCGAUCAUUGGUUCCCUUGAUCCGACCUGGCUGGCUCAAAACAAGGAGUGGGUCAACAUGCUUGUCCGUGAUGCCGGCAACUCUGUCGAGGAUGACCCCUACUUCCCCUUCUCGCGCUCCUUUGACUGGUUCAAUGGUCACUCGUGGGCAAAGGGCCUCUUCGAAUCUUUCGAUGGAAAGGACCAAGAGUCUACUUCUGAAGAUACCAUGUUUGCCUAUGCUAUCAAGAUGUGGGGCCAGACUACCGGUGAUGCCAGUAUGGAGGCUCGUGGAAAUAUGAUGCUGGCCAUCCUCCGCCGCUCGCUUCACAACUACUUCCUCAUGGAGAGCAACAACACCAACCAGCCAUCCAACUUUAUCGCGAACAAGGUGACGGGCAUUCUGUUCGAGAACAAGGUUGACCACACCACCUACUUUGGUAGCAACCUGGAGUACAUUCAGGGCAUCCACAUGCUGCCUCUGCUGCCGAACUCGGGUUAUACCCGUCAGCCACAGUUUGUUGCUGAGGAGUGGCAGGCUAUGUUUGCUGCCAACGCUUCCACUCCUGCGGCCGAUGUAGAUGGUGGUUGGAAGGGUAUUCUGUUUGCAAACCUUGCCCUGGUCGAUCCUCAGGCAUCGUGGGACUUUUUCGCCCAGCACAAGUUUGACUACAGCUGGAUCGAUGGUGGUGCUUCCCGUACCUGGUACCUUGCCUAUGCUGCCGGUCUCGGUGGUGGCCCUUGA